Bombina bombina (fire-bellied toad) is the source of this 1928-nucleotide messenger RNA. Its product is annotated as zinc finger protein OZF-like. Gene Ontology annotation, molecular function: DNA-binding transcription factor activity, RNA polymerase II-specific; RNA polymerase II cis-regulatory region sequence-specific DNA binding. The transcript is spliced from 5 exons. Gene Ontology annotation, cellular component: nucleus. NCBI's taxonomy places the organism in Eukaryota, Metazoa, Chordata, Amphibia, Anura, Bombinatoridae. The record is from RefSeq and is a predicted model, not a curated record. Gene Ontology annotation, biological process: regulation of transcription by RNA polymerase II; central nervous system development. Bases 104 to 1708 code for a protein of 534 amino acids.
GCUCCUGUUACUGUGAAGAUCACGUACAAUACACAUCACUGUGUUUGCCAGCAAAGCAGAAACAUAAGAAUAUCUGACAAGUUCAGUUGUGCUGAACAAGACAAUGUCUGACAAGACCGAGAACCAAACCUCAGACCUUCCUGAUGCACAUGGAGGGCGUCUAGAGGAAAACCCGGGCACUGGGCUAUUAAAGGUGAAGGAAGAGGAUGAGACAGAUGACAUGAAUAGUCAUCAGACUGAAAUACAUUGCUCCCUCCCUGCCGAUGAAGAUAACACUGAUAUAGUGAAAGUGGAGAUAACAGAAGAUCUGUGUGUGAGGCAUCAGCUCGGAUUGCUGGAUGAGGAAACCAGUGACAGUAUCAGCCCAGGCCGUAUGAAUGUGACGCCUUUAGAGGGCUCAGCGGUUGAGCACAGAGGAGAAGCAUAUGUGUUUGAUCACGUAAAGACUGAGGAGGAUGAAGUUCCUAUAAAUACAGCUACAGGUGACUUUACAAACUGCAGUAAUCCUAGUAAUGGUGAAAGUACAGAUACUUCUUUCAAGCUUCUUCAAAAUCAAAGAAGCAAUGUGGGAAAUGUAUGCGCUGAAUAUGGGACAUGUUUUUCCAGGAAAUCAAAUCUUUUAAGACAGAAAUUGUAUACAGGACAUAUUGCAUUUUCAUGUUCUGAAAGUGGGAAAGAUUUUACUGAGGAAUCUGCUCUUUUUACACAUCAGAAUAUUGAUAUAGGAGAGAGAACUUUUCCAUGUUCUGAAUGUGGGAAAUGUUUUGCUCGUAAAUCGCAUCUUAUUAGACAUCAGAAAAUACAUACAGGAGAGAAAGCAUUUUCAUGUUCUGAAUGUGGGAAUUGUUUUGCUGAGAAAUCACAUCUUAUUACACAUCAGAAAGUUCAUACAGGAGAGAAAGAUUUUUCAUGUUCUGAAUGUGGGAAAUGUUUUACCAUGAAAUCACAUCUUAUUACUCAUCAGAAAAUUCAUACAGGAGAGAAAGCUUUUAAAUGUUCUGAAUGUGGGAAAUCUUUUACCAUGAAAUCAUAUUUUAUUACACAUCAGAAAAUUCAUACAGGACAGAAAGAUUUUUCAUGUUCUGAAUGUGGGAAAUGUUUUACCAUGAAAUCAAGUCUUAUUAAGCAUCAGAAAAUUCAUACAGGAGAAAAGGCAUUUUCAUGUUCUGUAUGUGAGAAAGGGUUUACUCAGAAAUCACAUCUUAAUACACAUAAGAAACUUCAUACAGGAGAGAAAGCAUUUUCAUGUGAUGAAUGUGGAAAAUGGUUUACCAUGAAAUCAAGUCUUAUAAGACAUCAGAAAAUUCAUACAGGAGAGAAAGCUUUUUUACGUUUUUCAUGUUCUGAGUGUGGGAAAGGCUUUAAUGAGAAAUCAGUUCUUAUUACGCAUCAAAAAAUUCAUACCGGAGAGAAAGCAUUUUCAUGUUCUGACUGUUGGAAAUGUUUUGCUCGGAAAUCACAUCUUAUUAGACAUCAGAAAAUUCAUACAGGCGAGAAAGCAUUUUCCUGUUCUGAAUGUGGGAAAUAUUUUGCUCAGAAAUCACAUGUUAUUACACAUCAGAAAGUUCAUACAGGAGAGAAAGCAUUUUUAUGUUCUGAAUGUGGGAAGUGUUUUACUGAGAAAUCAACUCUUAUUAGACAUCAGAAAAUACAUAUAAGAGAGAAAGUAUUUUUUAAUGUUCUGAAUGUGGGAAAUGUUUUACCUUGAAAUCACCUCUUAGACAUCAGACAAUUCAUACAAGAUGGAAGGCAUUCUCAUGUUCUGAAUGUGGGAAAUAUUUUGCUUGGAAAUCAGAUCUUACACAUCUGAAAAUACUUUAAAUACAAAGUGUCCAGCAAACACUUACUGAUAUCAAUCCUGUGCACGCUGAUGGUGCCUACCGACACCCAAAAUGAUCCACAAGAAAUAAAAGCAUACAGCAACACCA